CGGUGGAUCAUAACCACUAGCGACGGUGGACACCCCUCUCAUAUCAACAACCCAAAACCCCCUGUGCGUCUCACAUUCAUCUGCAACCGUAUUCCGUUGAUUAUAACACGAAUUGAAUUUCGAGCCAUGAAAUUAGCUUCGAUAAUUCAAAAUGGGAUGCAUCACCCGCUUAAAUUUGAUUUGGGAGUGGGAUUGCUUAGAUUUACUCCAGUUUCAACUUCUACUCGGUAUCCUAAAUGGGUUCAUCUUCAAAUCACUCAUUUCCCCAAUCGUUCCUUCAGUUCAGGUGUUUGUCGAAAUCGUUGGACGCGGAAGUUAUCGAUUGUACGCUCGAAAGGAGUUGAACAAGAAGAAGGAUCUGUUUCUUCAGAGAGGGAGACAUCCUCCUCCAAUCCAUUCGAUGACACCACCAAAUCUAAAGGCCAUCUCAUUAUUGAUGAUGUUCUAGAAGAAAAGACCAAAGAUGUUGAAAAUUACAAGACAUCUGUUAAAACUGUAGCCUUGUGCGUGUUCUCAGCUGUAGCAUUUGGUGUUGGUCUGGGAUUGAAAGAUGGAGUUGGAAAAGCAUCAGAAUUCUUUGCAGGGUACUUGCUUGAACAAAGCUUGUCUGUGGAUAAUCUUUUUGUGUUCGUUUUGAUAUUCAAAUACUUCAAAGUUCCACUUCCUUAUCAGAAUCGAGUGCUUUCAUAUGGUAUAUCUGGUGCAGUAAUCUUUAGAUUGUCAUUAAUACUUCUUGGAACUGCAACACUUCAGAGGUUUGAGGCUGUUAACUUGCUACUGGCAUCAAUACUUCUGUACUCAUCCUUUAAGCUGUUUUUUACUGGUGAAGAUGAUGAUGAGGAUCUAUCAGAAAAUUUUAUUGUGAAGACAUGCCAAAAGAUUAUUCCUGUAACAUCUCAAUAUGAUGGCAAUAGGUUUUUUACAGUUGUGAAUGGAGCUUGGAAAGCUACACCUUUGCUUCUAACUGUAGCAGUAAUUGAACUCAGUGACAUUGCAUUUGCUGUUGACUCUAUACCUGCAGUUUUUGGUGUGACAAGAGAUCCCUUCAUUGUUUUUUCAUCUAAUCUCUUUGCCAUUUUAGGUCUACGAUCUCUAUAUACACUGAUUUCAGAAAGCAUGGCAGAAUUAGAGUAUCUACAGCCCUCCAUUGGCAUAGUUCUGGGCUUCAUUGGAUGCAAAAUGAUCCUAGAUUUCUUUGGGUAUCAUGUAUCAACUGAGGUUUCUCUAGGAUGUGUAGCCACUACUCUUAGUGCUGGGGUUCUGCUGAGUUUGUUGAAGAAAUCAGCUUAGAAUUUGGUCAUUCUUGAAAGAAACUAAAAAAAAAAAAAAGUAGUGAUCUAUUGAAUAGAAGGAGAAUUUUGAGAGAUUGUUAAAUCUUCAUUUCUGUGUAAACAUGUGAUGAAGCAUGACAAGCAUCUCGUUGAUCAUCUUCUAUGAAUAAUAAUAAUAAUAAUGCAUUUUUGUUUGUUAAUAA
This is a messenger RNA of Lactuca sativa (garden lettuce), 1474 nucleotides long. It is a transcript of the gene PDE149, whose product is annotated as integral membrane TerC family protein. The record is from RefSeq and is a predicted model, not a curated record. NCBI's taxonomy places the organism in Eukaryota, Viridiplantae, Streptophyta, Magnoliopsida, Asterales, Asteraceae. Gene Ontology annotation, cellular component: membrane.